AUGCUGCAGGACAGCAAAGCAUCCAAGCAUAAUGCAAUGCUGGGCAAAAAGGUCGCCCAUCCCAAGUCCACCAAAUUCGAGGACGACGACCACGAAGAUGACUUUCAAUCACCGCCGGCGAAGAGGCAGAAACGCGAUCUGACAGACUUCGUCAAGAAGAGUCCUAGAGGUUCGAAGAUCCGCAGAGAGGAGAUUCCAGACACCGAGGAGGAUAGCGAUAAUGAAACCUUUGAGCUGGACUCCCGACCGCAUCAAACAGACCUCGAGACUGCCCUACCGCCCAUCGAGACGGACAAAGAAGCCAUCGAGGCUUAUGAGGCGUCUCGCGCUGCUGAACAGGCCGAGUCAGGCUUGCAAGAUCGUCUUGGAGAGCGGAAAUGGGUCAAAGGGAAGAGCUCGAUAUAUGUCGACGCCUUUAACCUUGCGCUGGAAACAGUGCUCGAGGAUGAGGGUCACCUCUUCGAUGAGGCGGAGCAUUUCGUCUUCAAAGAGUGGCGAGAGCUCAGCUACGAGGCUCAAUAUUUGUACGUGAGGCUCUUCUUGCGCAAGACAUCCAGUUGGCAUAGGAUCAAUCGUCUUGGAUACCACAGCGACAUUGCGGAUUUGCAGAACGCAGUGGACGACCUCCAGGUCGUGAAAGAGCUGCCACAAUCGUCUUCGCAACCCCAGGAUAAUCCAGGUGAGCUUCAGCCUCCCGAAGGCACCACGCUGGGAGACAGCUUCGCGUUUGCGGAUCGAUCCCAGGACUGCAUCAAGGAUCUGGAAGAGGCCUCGUCGCUGCUCUUGCUUGAUGAAUUGAAAGUCCUCGCGAAAGAUGCCAAAGUGCAAGGCAAGAACAAGAAGGAUCUUCUCCGUGCCUUCAGGAAGACGAGUGGACAGCAGACUGCCCUGUCAGGCUUCACCAGUCUGAAGCGAUCCGAUACCGAGGAGACAACAGCAUCCUACGAUUCGGGUCCAGCAGAUAGCGAUGGCCGAGAUGGUACACCGACCAGGCGAGAGAAUCGCGAUGCACACUUCGUGGACAAGAUCCUGGCCGAGACUGGUCCUUGUAUCCGGCUUUCGCUGCCAACGUUGAAGCUGUUCGAGCGUGUGCAUCUCGUCUUCUAUCGUUCCACAGAAUGGACUGAGAAGUCCUUGACUACGAUCAUCCUCGCCCGAAUCGCUAGGCGUAACUUUCCGGAAUAUAUCGUUUCUCGUUCGGCGAAUAUCUUUCCGUCCCGCUCUCUGCUGCUCGAGUUUGAGGCUGCUGUCAGGACGCAGUUCCGAGUCGACAAUGUCCUGGAAUUCAAUGGCACACCCACAAAGGACACUCUCCAGACGGUUCUGGAUAUCUUCGAGGAGGUCCAUCCACGUUGGCGAGCCCUCCUGGCUGAAGAGCAAAAGAAGGAGGACAGCAUCUACAGCACAGGCGAAGGUGCAUAUCUCCGACGGCUCUCGCCUGCCUGGGUAUAUACACGCAUCGUUCACAAGGCUGCGUACGUGCUGGGCAAGUUCAAAGAGCACAAGCGAGAGCAUGAAGUCCUUUGCGAGUUGCUUGCUCAGCGUCUGUUUCACACGUCCAGGAGAGGUGACUGGUAUCAACGCAAGGCCCUGCUGGAAGAGCACUAUAUGCAUCUCCAUCUGCCUUCUCCGCCGGCAUGCAAGGACGUCGAGUCGAAGAAGCGGCAUUAUAAGCAGGUAGCUUUGAGUACCUGCGAAGAAGGCCUGCAAGAUCAACUCACGCAUCUCAUCUUCCAUCGAGAUCUGCAGAAGAGAACGACCAAGCUGGAGAAGUCUCUCAAGAUUGCGAAACGCCUGCAGCACGACUUCGAUCAUGUGCGUCUGACCAAGGCUGAGGAGCGCUCCUUUGAAGGCAUACGUAUCGAACGUGCUCCAAAAGAAGGCCGGCGCAAUAGCGAACAGAACUCCAAGCCCACAGGCUAUCGUGGGACGAAGACGAUCUGGCUGGACCCAGCUCUGGAAGCCGAGUGCAGCGUAGAAGAAAUGUGUCUCUCCUCUUACCGUGCUCUGGGUUGGAAAGGCUACCACAGCGAAGGUCGCAUCCUCCGAACAUUGUUCGCCUACCUCUUCUACGAUGUGCUCUUCCUCUAUAUCCCCAAUGUCUUCCAGACGGCCUACCAGACUUGUCCUCUCGAUCUUCACACCGACGCCUUCUAUCCUUCCCGCAUCAGCGAGGUACAUGCCCGUCUGAACGAGAUCAGCAACGGCGCCGCUCGCCGUCUCAUCUCCGAGACGUGGAAUACGCACGAGGAGCGGAAGACUUGUGUUGUAGGUCUGGACUGGACGUAUGCUCUUGAAGAUCUUCUUGAGAUUGCCGAGUGUUUCCCGCCUGCGGCGCUGAGCACGGUCAUGAAGACGCUGGUGCAGGAGUAUGGCCAGAGAGGUGGUGGCGUGCCUGAUCUCUUCCUGUGGCGUGGAGGGAGGAUCGAAGGCGAGGGCGGAGAUGUCAUGUUCGCGGAGGUCAAGAGCGUCAAUGAUCGACUGAGCGACACGCAGCGCAUGUGGAUCGAUGUGCUGUCCGGUGCUGGUGUGAAGGUGGAGCUCUGCCAUGCUGUUGCGAAGGAGGUCCAGGUGCGAGGAUAG
Messenger RNA from Zymoseptoria tritici IPO323, 2583 nucleotides. RefSeq lists its product as uncharacterized. NCBI's taxonomy places the organism in Eukaryota, Fungi, Ascomycota, Dothideomycetes, Mycosphaerellales, Mycosphaerellaceae. Gene Ontology annotation, cellular component: nucleus. Gene Ontology annotation, biological process: interstrand cross-link repair. Bases 1 to 2583 code for a protein of 860 amino acids. The transcript is spliced from 2 exons. The record is from RefSeq and is a predicted model, not a curated record. Gene Ontology annotation, molecular function: flap-structured DNA binding; 5'-3' exonuclease activity; 5'-flap endonuclease activity.